AUGGGAGAAUCUUAUAAGGUAGCGGUGAUCGGAGCUGGUGCUGCCGGGCUUGUAACGGCCAGGGAGCUUCAAAGAGAAGGUCACCGUGUCACUGUCUUCGAAAAGGUCAACAAAGUUGGUGGUAUUUGGCUCUAUGACCCACUGGGUCUUGACCCGAAUCGUGAAAUAGUUCAUAUUAGCCUGUACAGAUCCCUUCGAGUGAGUAUUCCUGGGCAGACAAUGAGCUUCUUGGACUAUCCAUUUGUUAAGCAAGAAGGUGGGGAUCCGAGGACGUUUCCGGGUCACGAAGAGGUCUCAGGUUUCUUGAGGAUUUUGCCAUGGAUUUUGGGUUGA
This is a messenger RNA of Hibiscus syriacus, 333 nucleotides long. Its product is annotated as putative flavin-containing monooxygenase FMO GS-OX-like 11. The record is from RefSeq and is a predicted model, not a curated record. Bases 1 to 333 code for a protein of 110 amino acids. Lineage: Eukaryota; Viridiplantae; Streptophyta; Magnoliopsida; Malvales; Malvaceae. The transcript has a single exon.